This is a messenger RNA of Lycium barbarum (goji berry), 14330 nucleotides long. RefSeq names its product putative disease resistance protein RGA1. Gene Ontology annotation, molecular function: ADP binding; protein binding. The record is from RefSeq and is a predicted model, not a curated record. The transcript is spliced from 6 exons. Lineage: Eukaryota; Viridiplantae; Streptophyta; Magnoliopsida; Solanales; Solanaceae. The coding region runs from base 332 to 4156 and encodes 1274 amino acids. Gene Ontology annotation, biological process: defense response to other organism.
GCGAAAUGGUAAUCAGAUUUAACCUCAUACUUGCCUGACUUAAUAUGAUGCCAUAUAAUUCUACUCGGAGCGUCAGUAAUAGGAGAAUAGAUAAAAUAGUUAAACUGCAUAAAUCAAGACAAAACUGAGAGAAAAAACAACCCCAAUAUACGUCACCAACUAAUUGGAAAGUGAUUACCAUUCAUUAGUAAUAAAAACCACACAACCACCACCAAAAAAAUAUCUUUAUUCAAAUUAUUGUCCAUAAACAACUAGCAAAAGAAGACUUGGCAAGAACACUGAGAAGACUUUAGUGUAUAGAAAAAAGAAUUUGUGAAAAAGCAUCGCAACGAUGGCUGAUCCUGUAAUUGGUGCUACUGUUCAAGUUGUGCUUGAUAAGCUGCUUUCUCUUACUAUUGAGGAAGUCAAAAGUUUAAGGGACUGCAAGAAAGAUGUCAAAAUGCUGACACAAAAUGUAUCCAUGAUCCAAGCUUUCAUUCAUGAUGCUGAAAGACAACAAGUUAACGAUCAGGCUGUGGAACAAUGGCUGAAGAAGCUUGAGAGAAUUGCUGAAGAUGCUGAAAAUGUGUUUGACCAAUUCAGAUAUGAAUCUCUCAGAAAAGAAGUGAUGAAGAUCCGAAACAAACCCAUGAAAAAGGUCAGUAACUUCUUUUCUCAUACUGCUUUUAAGAGCAAAAUGUCUCGAAAAAUCAAAUACAUCAAUGAAGACCUGAAGGCUAUCAAUCAGUUAGCCAGAGACCUUGGUCUCCAGUCACUGACAGUUCCUUCUCGACAAAUACUACCAAUUCGAGAAACAGAUUCUGUAGUAGUUUCUUCGGAUGUUGUUGGUAGAGACAAGGAUGUUGCUGAAAUAAAGGAGAAGAUUUUGAAUAUGAGCGAAGAUGUUGUUCUGUGCACCAUUCCCAUAGUAGGUAUGGGGGGUUUAGGGAAAACAACUGUGGUUAAGAGAAUUUUCAAUGAUGAACACAUCGAGAAACACUUUGAAAAGAGAGUUUGGUUGUGUCUACCUGAAAUGUCAGAAACGAAGAGCUUUCUCGAACAGAUCCUUGAAUCAUUGACAGGGAGGAAACUUGAGGUCCAAAGUAGGGAUAUAAUAGUCAAGAAGCUCCGAGAAGAAUUAGGAGGAAAAAGGUAUUUACUUGUCCUGGAUGAUUUGUGGCGUGUUGACCUUACGUUGUGGCAUGAUUUCGUGGACACAUUGAAAGGAAUAAACACAUCCAGAGGAAACUGCAUUCUCGUGACAACUCGUAUGAGGGGGGUGGCAUCCACAGUAGAAGUAGAUCUUCAUAUGUUGGGAAGAUUAGCAGAAGAUCAUUGUUGGUCCAUUUUCAAACAAAAAGCAUUUGCUGAUAGGGAGGUUCCAGAAGAAAUGGUAAGCAUGGAAAACAGGAUUGUUGAAAUGUGUCAAGGUCUACCUUUGGCAGCAAGUGUGUUGGGAGGCCUCUUACGCAACAAGGAAAGACAUGAAUGGCAGGCAAUUCUUGAUGGCAACCCCCUUGUUGUAGGUGAAGAUGAUAAUGGGGAAAAUAGCAUAAAGAAAAUACUAAAACUCAGCUAUGUUUAUCUACCAUCUCCACAUCUGAAAAAGUGUUUUGCUUACUUUGCAAUGUUCCCAAAAAAUUUUCAGUUUGAAAAGGACCAACUAAUCCAACUUUGGAUGGCAGAGGGAUUUCUUCGUCCAUGUCAAGAGACCACUGUGAUGGAAGAUGUUGGGAACAAGUUUUUUCAACUUCUGCUGCAAAAUUCCUUGCUGCAAGAUGUUAAGCUAGACGAGCAUAAGAAUAUAACACACUGUAAGGCGCAUGAUCUUCUGCAUGACUUGGCUGGAGAUAUUUUAAAAUCUAAGCUAUUUGAUCUGAAGGACAAAUGUGGAGAAAGUCUUUCUCAAGUUCGAUACUUUGGAUGGGAUUCACCAAGGGAUCAAAUAGAUAAGAUAAAUGAGCCGGGACGUUUGUGCACAUUGCUCUGGGGAAGCAAUUAUUUAUCUGAAGAUAUGCUAUUGAGCUUUCAAUUCUUGAGAGUUUUAGAUUUAUCCAGGUCAAGCAUCAAGGAGGUUUCAGCCUCAAUCGGCAAGCUAAUAUACUUGAGAUAUCUUGAUCUCUCCAACACUAAGAUCAAAGCCUUGCCCAACUCCAUUUGCAAGCUCUACAAUUUGCAAACAUUUAGAGUCAAUAACUGCUCUUUACUCGAGGAGAUUCCGGAUGAGAUGGGAAAUAUGAUAAGUUUGAGACACAUAUAUUAUACAUCUAAUUAUUUUACGAGUUGGGGAGAAUGGUGUAUUAAUAAUAAGCUCUUUCAGAUGCCACUUAAGAUGGGACAAUUGACUUGUCUUCAAACCCUACAGUUUUUCAAGGUCGGUUUAGAGGAAGGUCGUCAAAUAAAAGAAUUAGGUCCUUUGAUGAACCUUAAAGGCGAAUUGACAAUCAAUAGUCUACAAUUGGUUCGUAGUAGAGAAGAAGCUAGAAGAGCAUGUCUACACGAGAAACCAAAUAUCUUCAAGCUGGCAUAUUUAUGGUCCCAUAAUGAAUCAGAAGACUGUGUGAUCAAUGAUGAGUAUGUUUUGGAUGGUCUUCAACCACAUCCUAACUUGGAAACCUUAGCAGUGGUGGGCUAUUUGGGAACUAGAUUUCCUUCAUGGUUCAGUGAAGAAUUGCUACCAAAUUUGGUCAAGUUGAAAUUAAGUGGUUGCAAAAAGUGCAAGGAAGUUCCUUCACUUGGUCAACUGAAAUUCCUACGCCAUCUUGAGCUGAUAGGAUUCCAUGAGGUGGAAUGUGUCGGACAUAAAUUUUAUGGUGUUGAGGUUAACAAUAUUGGAUCAAGCAGCAAUAACGCCAACAUCCAAGUCUUCCCAUUACUCAAAGAACUAUUAUUGAAGGAUAUGCCUAGUCUUACUGAGUGGAAGGGAGUGGAAUUGUUACCAACAAGAACUGGUGGUAGAGACGGAGUUAGAGUAAGAAUGUUUCCUGGGCUUGAGAAGUUGAGCAUUAGUAAAUGUCCACUAUUAAAAAGUACUCCGAAUCAACUUGAAGUCCUACGUGAAUUGAGCAUUGUAGGAGUUGACAGUGAAAUGCCAUUGUUGAACUUGUGCAGCAACUUGACAUCUCUCAUAGAGCUUAUUGUCAAGGAUGUGAAAGAGCUCACUUGUCUUCCAGAUGAGAUGCUACGCAACAAUUUUUCUCUUGAACAUCUAUCAGUCUAUAAUUGCCGAGAGUUUCGUGAAUUGCCACAAAGCUUGUACAAUCUCCAUUCUCUUAAGAGCUUAAGGAUUAAUAGCUGCACCAACUUUAGUUCCAUUCCUGUUCCCAGUGGAGAGAAUCAUUUGACUUCCCUCCUAAAUCUUGAGUUGUCCAAUUGUGAUGGAUUGACUAGUUUACCAAGUGGAAUGCUAGAGCAUUGUCGGUCUCUGGAAUAUUUCAGGGUCUACAGAUGUAACAACUUAGUUUCCUUCCCUUUACAUUUUGGGGAAAUGCCUUCACUUUCAUGUAUAGAUAUCACAGAAUGCCCCAAAUUGAAUAGUGUACCCACAGGGGGCCUUCACCGUCUCACUGGGUUAAGGGAUUUAUUUAUUGGUCCUUUCUCAGAGUUGAUGGAUUUUGAGGCAUUCCAAUUGGUAUUUAAUGGCAUUGAGCAGCUAUCGUCCCUUAGUAGAUUAUGGGUGUUUGGACGUGCGAACUUGGAUUCUUCUCUGCCCCAUCAGCUUAUGCAACUAUCUUCCCUAACAGGGAUCACAAUAAUUGAAUUCGGAAUCGAGGCUCUUCCUCAUAGUUUUGGCAAUCUUACUUCUCUUGAAGCAUUAGACCUAGUAAGGUGCAAACGGCUACGACAUCUGGACUUCUUAGAUGCCAUGCCCAAAUUACGGAGUAUGCUGAUCAAAGAUUGUCCAUUGUUAGAAGCUCUGUCGGAUAGGAUCGUCAACCUUGUUUCUUUGGAAGUGUUAUUUUUAUCAGACUGCGAAAAACUACAGCAUCUGCCAUCCAAAGAUGCCAUGGUACGCCUCAACAAAUUAAGGGAUCUGUAUAUUUAUGGCUGCCCAGAGUUAGAAGAAAGUUGCACCAAUCGGAGUGGCCCAAACUCCCAGUGGUCCAACAUUUCCCAUAUUCCACAAAUUAUGGUCGGUGGGAGGACAAUUCAGGACUUAAAUCCAGGGUCAUGCUAGAACGUUGUUGUGGUAUAUCAAGUCAAAAUCCACGGGCUGCACUUUAGGGUUGGUUAUGUUCCAUAGAAGAACCACCAAAUUUGUUUUGUUAAAGAACAGACUAUUUCAUGAGCAUUUGGGAUGCAUUUCUAGCAGUCUUCCUUGGGAUAGGAAAGUGAAGUAUUUGAUCGGCAUGACAUUGGCUUGUCACGAUUGGAAAAAUGUAGAGAGGGGAAAACUGACCCUUUGGCAUGUGAAUGGAACAUAUUCUGUGGUACAAAGGUGCCCAUAUUAUCGAUUGAUUGGAGAAACGGUAGAGGUAGCUAAGCCAUUUCAUAGUCUCACGCUCUCAACAGACCCUUAGUGGCAGAGUUACCCGGUACCUAUGAAUAAUCGAGGAGACGGAUUGGAACAUUUUGCAUAGUGGUGCUUUUGGAGACUGUGAUUGCUCACAGUUGGAAAAUUCAAGGAUAAUUUCUUUGUUCAUUAAAACUUUCGUGAUUGAAGGACUUCAACAAAGAAACUUACAAAAGGUUGUUGUGUCUUGAUUCUUAUAGAAAAGAGUGCCUCAUUAGCUCUCAAAAUGUCCUUAUGAAUACAUCUUCAUCUUUAUAGGUCUCGAUUUCUCAAAUUGGUCCAAAUGACCAAAUUUUGAUAUCUAACCAUCUAAUACCAAUUCCAACAAUUAACCUUCAAAAAUUAGUAGACACUUUGUCUUUUUCGUCAAUCAAGUUCAACAAAACCCACCAAUUGUAUUCUUCAAUCAAAUUAAAGGAUCAACACUUUUCUACAACAUAUACAAAGAAGAUGGAGAAGCACGGAGACAAAAAUUGAUUUCAUGUCCUUAAAAAAGGAUACCCUGUAAAAAUUCUUGGAACGAAACAGUUUGGAAAUCCCUGAAUCUUUGGGCUUUAUAGUUUUCUUUGAUGAAUGUGAUGGGCCAUCUAUUGUUAUAUUUCUGGUUAGGCCCACUUAAAUAAACUGAAAUGGGCAAUUUGCACGAUUGACCUUCAUAUGGACUGGUCUUUAAUUUUUAUCCCUCAAUUCGCUGGUCUUUAAUUUUUGGCCUUCGCUUAAAAAAGUGACCGAAAAUACCUCGAGAUUUUAGGUUCGAAACCCAAAAGAGUCGAAAAUAAUUAAUAAUUUCGCAAGCCAUAGGUUUGUAUGAACCCAUGCCCAUUCAGGCGAAUUAUUUCGCAAGGCAUAGGUUUGUAUGAACCUAUGCCCAUUCAGGCGAAGUUACAUAGAACCUAUGCCAGAGACGGCAGAAUUUGCCUUGUAAGACAUAACUAAAAGUCUGCCGAAGACGACAAUAUGCCUUAAUUAUUAUUAUUUUCGACUCUGCGGGGGUUCGAACUCAAAACUUUUAAGUAUUUUGGGCUACUUUUUUAAGCGAAGAGUAAAAAUUAAAGACCAGCAAUUUGAGGGACAAAAUUAAAGAGUAAAGGCCACCCCAAAAGAGGACUAUCCGCGCAAAAAAAUGAACUGAAAUGAUGGACUCGCUUUCAAGCUGGUAUUCAUGGUUAUAUAUGCAAGUAUUUCCCUCCUCUUUCUUUUAUUUGUAUGUGAUAGCUUGACUUUCGACUUUGGAGUCCAUUUGCUCCCUGGGGAAGCCUUCAAGUACCUCAUGAAUUUUCACAAUUUGAGGCUCAUCAUUUGGCUUGCUUUCAAGAAUACCUGCACUAUUAUCAAUACAACUAGAGAAGAAAGAAAAGUUACAAAAAUUAGAAUGGGGUUGUGACAACUCCCUUAUAUCACUCCUUACAAGUCACAACCUCUCAUUUUUCCACUCUAGAGUUGUCACUUUUCGCUUCCUGACUCUUCUCAAUCUUUUCUCUCUCAAUUUCAUGGGAGUUGGGACAAGUGCCAAGUACCCCUUUAGAAGGGUUAGGGAAACCCUCCACUUCAAUCUUCUCUUUCGCUUCAUAAGGGUUGGGUUUUUUCCCCUCAUUUUGUUGUUUCUUGAGUAAUUGUUCCUUCAAUAGGAGUACUUGCUCCAUCAGCACUUUGAGACAUUCACUUGCGCUUGUGUCUCAUUUAGGAUCAUUUCUCAUUUGAGACCUUGCAUUUCUCCUACUUUCAUACCUAUCAAUAGUUCCCGCCCCCUUCCUUUCACAUCAUAACCAUAUUAAGAACAUGGAACAUUCGUAUUCGGAUAAGAAACAUGAUUCAUAGUAUUUUUUGAAGUAGGGAAUGCAUACCCUCUACUUUUUCUAGGACGACUCCUACUUUGCCCAGCCCACACACUUAUACCAUUUUGCUUUGAGUAGGAAGUAUCACAAGUCAAUGUGCGUGAAUACCUACUAGAAGAUUCCUCACAAGGGCCAUGUUCAAAUUCACUAUCUUCACGGGCAUAUUCACCACAAAGUGCAUAACCAUAAGGUUCAUAUUCAUCACAACUUCCCAAUUCACGCAAGUUUCCACCAAGUGGUUAUAACGUAAGUGUGAGUGUGAGGAAGGAAUAUGCCUCAAGUCGCCUCCAUAUCCAUGGUGUGUAGCAUGAGGCUCUUCAUACCUCUCGUCUUCACCAUGGGACUCAUCAUCAAGCUCCUCUACUCCUUCAUCGUCUUCAUAAGACCCAUGAGAUCCACUUGUCUUAUAUUCAUCCCAGAGUAGUGAGGCUCACCAUCAUAUAGGUCAUGAUCAAAUUGACCAUUGUCGUCUCUAUAAUUCCCAUACUCAUCAUGGUCAUAUGUUGCACCAUCUUCCCCAUAUCCUUCUUCACAAUCAAAGCCAUAUCCUCCAUUACUAGAGGUAUAGCCUUUCAUGUCAUCGCCACAAGAUUCUGAAGCUAUGGAUGACAUCCUUAUAUAUCCUCCUCCUUAUGACCUCUCUCCUUGUACCUACAAAACAAGCAAACAAGAUUAGUAGUAAAGUUCCUCACGUCACUCGUAUUUGCACUCAAGUUUACCUCUCAACCUAAAGCUUCUUCCAAAGUUGGCAAUGAACUGCUAAUCCCAAAUCAAUUCACAAGGUUGCUAAUCUUUAUGGAAGAAUAGAUUCUUGUUUAGAUGAAAGAAGGACGACUCAAAGCGAACGGACAAGAGCCAAUAAAUUUUCAAUGAAAUAAAAGAGAAAAGCUUGGAAGAAAUUGGCAUGAAAUGAAAUUCGGACUCAAGAACUAGUUAAGAACCAAGUAAGGAUCAAUUACUAGCUGUCAAUUAGCUAGGAGAAUCAAAGAAAUGAGAAGAAGAAGUAAACAAACCUUGGCCAAACACUUAGACAAAUUUGGGAAGUUUUUGGCCAACACUUAGAAAAUUCGGGCUGCUUGCAGCGUGUUUUUAAAACUCAAAUAAUUUUUUCUACAGAGCUCCGAUUGAUGAAUGGUUUGUUAAUUUGAAAAAUAAACUCGCUGAACUUCAAUUUAGAUAGGUUAUGGAUCUCGUAACUCCUUAUACACACAAAGAUAUGCCUCUCAAUUUGGACCAAAAUCUGCCAACACUUAGAAAUUUUUUCUAUGUGUUGAAACAUUCAAGCCUUUGAAUUUGGGCCCCACGCGCCCAUCAGGCGUGACUGGGCAUGCGUCAGGCGCGUCGCUAACGUGGCUGCUGGUGUAGCGUGCUGUCGUGACAAAUCUGAAUUAUUAUUAUUUUUUUGAAAAUUUGGGCUGAUUUUUUUUCCUUGGACCCACAAAAACACUUUUUAAUCCUUUGACUUGAAGACUUUUGGAUCAAACACUCUCUUUAGUCUUCUUCUUCAAGAUAGACUUAGGAAGACCCUUAUGAACUUCAAGAACACCCAAAACUCAAUCUAUGCCCAAAUCAACUUAUUUUUCUCCCAAAUUUCCAAUUUAAGUCCUCCUUGACCAGGAGAACAAAAUUCAAUAAAAAUUGGCUCCAAAUCACUAAACCCACUUUGUUAGUUUCUAAACUUUGCAAAAACACCUAUGAAGAUAUAAAGAUGCUCAAGAACAUGAAGAACACCCAAUUUUCAAAUCAACUCCAAAUCACCUCUUUUUUUCCUCGAAAUUACAGAUCUAAACUCCUAAUGAGUAGGAGAACAAAGCCCAAUGGGAAAUAAGACCAAUUAAACCUUCAAUCAACAAAUCCACUUUGAAUUUUUCAAGCUUUGAAGGUCCUUCAAUAGUGAAAACUUCAAAACCCUUCCAAAUAAGUUCAAAUUUCGUAUUCAAGGGGUUUUCACAUCAACAAACUCAUAUCUCACAUCAAAAUCAACGAAUAACAACAAAUUUUUAGAUUUUCGUUUUUUUUUUUUUGGAUUUUUUUUUUUUUGAGAUUUUCAAAAUUCGAACCUAGGAUUGAGGAUUGUAGAAACAAUACUCUAGCCUAAUCUCUGAUACCAAAUGGUAACAAAUCGAUUUGGGGGAAAUACCAAAUCAAUCACAAAAACGCGGAAUUAAAGGAUAACAAGAAAUUGGGAUGAGAAUUGAAGAAAAGGGAAUGAGAAAUAGAGGAUAAAAGCUAGACCCUAAUGAUAAUGAAUCUAUGGACAAACCUAAGUAUAUGAAACCUAGACCCUUCCAAUUGGAUUCAAUCAAUAAAACCUUAGUUAUUUGAAAUCAAGGCAAGAGAUAUUUAAAUGAAAUCCACAAACGAACAACUCUUCAUGAAAUCAAUGAAAAUGAGGUUCAAAACCAACAAUGGAAUCCACCAUUAACUAUCCUAAAUCCUAGAGGUUAUUAAGCCAAACAAACUAUCACUCUUUUAGAGUAUUCAAUACAUAAUUCAUCCAAUCUAAGUAAAUGAAAUGUCUAAGUCUAGUAUUUAUACUCCUAGACUAAAGAAGACUAAGUUAUUACAAAAAUGCCUUUAAUAAGGCAAGGGCCUUGUUUGGUUGGUAGUAUUCCUUGGGAAAUUUCGGAAAUAGCCCUCAUAUGGAACCUUCAUCUUUCAAACACCAAUUAUCUUGCAAUUGUAGCCCAAAUUACAUCCCUAGCCUUGAAUUUGGAUUCUUGGCCAUGAUUUGCAUCGUAUAGCCACAAUUUACACUUUUAUCCCUUUGUGCUUUUAGCCACUUGGUGUAGAAGCCUCUACAAUCUCUUCUCAAGCUUUCAUCUAAAGGUCCCACGUCAUUCGAAGCAUCUUUUUGCCCUUUGUGCCAUCUAGGAUCAUAUCACGAUAGGAAGGUUUAUUGCAUUCUCACAAAUCACAAUAUUUAAACUCCACAUAGUUUCCCAUGUAUUAAUGUCUGACGCAUAAUUUUUUUGUUAUCACUAUCCCAUAUUCUACCACUUUAUUGAUUCAGUGAAAGCAACAUUAUAUUAUAACUCUAUAUUAAGAGGGAAUAAUGAAGUUUUGUAGUCCUCACAUAUUCUUUGAUUCUAUGAGGCUGCUACACGUGGCUAUCGCUUUUUCCCUACAGUCUUGAUCUCAUUCAUUUUCUUAUGACUUUUCUUAUUUGGGCCUUUGUUAUUUGACUAUAUUGAUACAAUAUAUAGUAAUUUUAUGCGGAUCUUUUUUUUUUUGUCCCUUAUUAGAUUACUCUUCUUUUUACUUUUUUCUUAUACUAUUUUUUAUUCUUUUUACUUGUCUGUUUUAGUAAAUCACGAAAGAUUUAUUAAUUUCUUCCUAUAUUACUCUUAUCAUUAAGUAACUACAUAAAAAUACCUAAGAGAGCAAAUUUAUGAAGUACUUUCGUAAGAGGUUCAAAUUGACCACUAUACUUUGCCCACUCCCUUGGCUCUGUUAGGGCAAGGGAAUAUUUGAAGAAAAGGCUAAUGGCGAGACCAAGUUUAUUCGAAAAGUAUAACGGAAGUUAAAUAUAAACAAUUUGUGAAAGUAGAGGAGUAAAUUUGACCAUUUUCCCUAAGUUAAAAAGGGGAUAUAUCAGACUUGGAGAUCCGUAAACGUGAUAGGGGCAAGAAAAUGUUAGAUUGAUAAUGGCCAGGGCAUUAUCAACUUCUAAUAGUUAAGGGACAUAUCUACAGGAGAAGCCAAAUAUCCACAAGCUAGCAUAUUUAUGGUCCCAUGAUGAAUCAGAAGACCGUGAGACCAAUGAUGAGUAUGUGAUGGAUGGUCUUCAACCCCAUCCUAAGUUGGAAACCUUAGCAGUGGUGGACUAUUUAGGGACUAAAUUUCCUUCAUGGUCCAGAGAAGAGUUGCUACCAAAUUUGGUCAAGUUGAAAUUAAGUGGUUGCAAAAAGUGCAAGGAAGUUCUUUCACUUGGUCAACUGAAAUUCCUACGACAUCUUGAGCUGAUAGGAUUCCAUGAGGUGGAAUGUGUUGGACCUAAUAUUUAUGGUGUUGAGGUUAACAAUAUUGGAUCAAGCAGCAAUAAUGCCAACAUCCAAGUGUUCCCGUUACUCAAAGAACUAGUAUUGAAGAAUAUGUGUUGUUAUACCCCAUUUAAACGGGUUAAAUUAGAGUACAACAUAUUGGUGAUCCCUAUUUGUUUUAUUUUAAGGAGUCGCCGCCUAAUUAAUUUAAUGGUGAAUUAGGACACCUAAUUUAUUAACUAAAGUAAAGCCUAACUAAACCUCCGUUAAUGAUCUGCUUAAUUAGCGUGAUUCUAGGUAAGGGUUCUAGAUUAUCCUAAAGGGAAGGGGUUAGGCAUCCUUUAGAAUCCGUUAACUACGGUUACCGUCCAAACUUAGGUUAAUUAAUAGGGCUAAAGACGCAAAUAUAACAAUUAAAUUUUAAAAAAAUGGCUUGUAAAUGUUACUAAGGUUUUAAAGGAAAAUAUAAUAAUGCUAUUUAAAAUAAUAUAUAUAAAUGUUGCCAAAGCUUUAAAUAAAAAUGCUAUUUAAAAUAAAACUUGUAGAAAAUAUAAUAAUUUGCAUAAAAGAAGACUUCAAAUGCUAUUAAAAAUAGGACUUAUAAAUAUUGUUAAGGCUUUAAAUGAAAAUAUAGUAAUGCUAUUUAAAAUAAGACUUACAGAAAAUAUAAUAACUUUGCAUAUGAGUGAAACAGAAUGCAGGUUGGUGCAAUGUUUUAUAAAUGUUUGAAAUAAUUUCAAAGGUGAGGUAUUAAUUGAUUUUUUGCAGUUCAGGGAUAUAGACAGGGUGUGGAUUUUCUUUCUCCUUUCCGUUAUCUUUUAUUAACUAUGCUUAAUAAAAAAAAAGCAUGAUUAAAUCAAUUUUGCAAUACUUAAAUAUACAUUUUGCACAUCCACGGUAUUUCAAAUCUUUAAGAUGAUAAAGAAACGAAAAAGUAAUUCUCUAAUUCAAAGCACGUGUUCUCGUUAUUGAAAAUCAAUGAUUCUAGUAAAGAUAAAUAUUAUAAAUAACGUAAAUAAUUUUGGGAUAAAUAUUAUAGAUAACGUAAAUUUUUUUAAGAUAAAUGUUAUAGAUAAUGUAAAUGAUUUUAACAUAAAAAUGAAGCUCAUGGAGUUAACUAUUAGUUUCCCCUUUAAAUUAACUACCCGUUAUUUCUAAAACUACCCAUACUAAUUCUCCUAUAAUUCAUCUAAGCUAAGUCAAAACACAAAUAAGAUGAAGUGUUAGUCAAACAAUCAAAUACACAAAGAUAAUAAAAUGGCAGAAAUAUAAAGAAGUUCAAAUGGGCUUGGCCCAUUUGAGACGCUGCUGUCGUUGCUGCUGUUAUGGGCCUCAGCCCAGAAUUCUUUAUUUAUUUUGCUGCGGGUGGGCUGACUCGAGAAGAUUGCGUUGGGCUUUUAGCCCAACACCGAAUGCGGAAGAAGACGAGUCUCUCGGACUCGUAUGCGAUGGUCAUGCAUAAAAUGAAAAGAAAAAGAUUAGUAUAUAAUCAAUGAAUAAGAUUAAACACGUAAAAUAUAAACUCGAAACAGAUCAGUAGAUUGUGUAUAUUCUGUGUAUAGCUUAAGUAUACCUCAUUAUAUACAGAAUACAUAAAAUGAAAAGAAAAAAAUUAGUAUAUAUUGAUAGCAUUUCAACCAAUCUACCAUACAGCAAUCAACAAUUACAAAAUAUGUUAAGGUAGAGAAUCUGCCCACUCGAUGCAAAAAGGAAAAAUACGUAUACCAAAUCCUAUUGUCUGGGAGCUGGACUUGGCACCUUUACUAAACUUAAAAGAUCUCUAUCCUUUGAAAGUGUUUACAGCAAUCAAAAGGGAAGCAAGCUUAGCUCUUAUUCAAAUUACCUAACUACAACAUUCUUUCACAUAUUUCAAAAAGAAAAGCGUCCAGCUCUUUAGGUACUCCUUAAUUAAUAGCUGAGGAAAACAUUGACAACAGUAGUUAUACAAGCCUUGUGAGCAGUUUAAAAGAAACUUAUAGUUAACAAAAAAUGGAUUUGAACCAUAUUUAGUUUAAAAAACUUGAGAUACAGACCAAUUUUUAAACAAUUAAGUUAAGCAAAUGAAUAAUGAAACCUUAACGAAAAGCUCUCUCAUGAGCACAAAAUGAAAACUAGUUUAUGAUCAAAACAUCAGGCUGAACAGUAUCUUAACAAAUGAGGGUUAUCAAUCAGUCCAUACCAUACUUCAAACUGUUAGUAAUUCCUAAAAGGUUAUCUUUCUUAAUUAAGACAUAACUAAACUUAAGUUAGCAUAGCAACCCCAUGGUUGAAAAUAGAUUUAUUAUCCACCUGAUGUCUUGGCUCAACUCAAUCAGAUUCUAGAUUUUAAGCCAACAUGAGCAGAUUCAACAACGCAAAAAAAAGGAAAGGAAAUUCACAGGCAUCUCGUAUAUUUCGAACCAAAAAAAAAAAAAAGACAUACCAAAGCAAACACAAUGAACAGUUACAAGUAUGGCCAGAAGGAAUACCCAGAUAUUUGACAUGUUUCAAAUAGAUAAUCAGCAAACCAACAUAUUCCAUUAACACAUGCAGACUUCACUUUGAAUCAGAAAUAAUCAUGCAAGGUAGCCUAAUAUAUAGAGAACUGAAACCAGCACACUAAACUAAAUAACAUGCUUCAUAGUAUUAAUCAUGUUCAAUAACUAACCAAACCAGCAGACAUAAUUCUGUUUAUAGACACAACUAAACUAAGUGAAAUGUAACUAGCCUACUUGAACAAACUGAACUUAAUUUAACACCUAUAGACAUGCUGAACUACUUAAUUCAAGCAACAACAUACAAGCCGUAAACUAAACUAACAGAACAACUAAAGAACGACAAAAAAAUGCAGAAAAUUUAGAAGGAGAAUUACAGCAGUAGAUUUUAGAACACAUAAGGCUAUAAUUUGACUAACCAAUCCAAAUACCAUAUAACCACAUAAGAGCAUACUUUAAUUUAAAAGACUACUCUAGGUUAAUACAUGAGACAUACUAAAACAGGUUAAGCUUGAAUUAAUGUAAAGACUAACCAACUAAACUAAAAUAUCAUACAAGAAGCAUGGCUUAACUGUAUAAAUUAAGUCAACUAACACAGAGACUAAACAUGAAUUGAACUUAGCAUAUAAACACAUGAACACAUCUUAAACUACUAAAACUAAAAUCAACUAAAUAAAGAAGAGUUGUUCACAUACUUAAACAAACUAAACUACAUUAUCCUACUUAAAUAUGCUAAACCACACAAACAGACUAACACGGAACCAGACUUAUCUAUCAAACUAAAAUAACUUAACUAAAACUUACAUGCUUGAAUCACGGAACAAUAAACUAAAUAACACAGAGCAACAAAAAAUGCAACAUAAAUAAAAAGGAGGGAAUGGAGGAUUACCUUCUUCGGGUGUAGCGAAGUGGGGCUUCGAGUCUCCGAUCUACCCUCGAACGCUCAACCACAUAUGAAAGAAAGAAGACCAAGAUUAAGAUUUAGACUCGAUUUUAGAGCUAUUACAAUUACUAAGAAGAAACUAAUGUUUUUUAGAGAAUUUUUGGGUGGCUGUAAAAGAACUCUCUUUAGUGGAUUUCGGCCACUGAAAGAACUUUAAUCUUAGGGAAUUUCUGCAGUUAAAAAGACUUGUAUUUUUAGGGAUUCGAUGGCGGCUAAAGCUUAUAUUUUCAGAAUAUUCAAGUAGGCUAAAAAGAACUCUCUUUUUUUUCUUAGGGGAAUUUUGUGCGGCUGAACCUCUGUCCUUAAACGACUCAACCAGCAACUAUUUAUAGGGUUUUGCUAGGGUUUGAAAAUUUAGGUGGGGUUUUUUCUUUGGUUCAACGUUCAGAUUUGCUAUGACAACCAACAGAGACCACGAAGAAAAGAACAAAAACCAUUAAAACUUGUACUCGAAAUAUGAAAAAGGAACUGAUAAGAAAGAGGUUUCAAUUUCACAAAUGAACAAAAAUCAAUUAAAACUGUUUCAGAUUGUCAACAGACAACCAAGAAGAAGACGAGAAUCGACCUCUUUCAACGGUUGAACACUGACCGGGGGGGGGGGGG